AUGGCACUUCAGUUUAUUCUAAUACUUUUAAAUAUUCUUCUCUUUGGGAGCUCAUUGAGGUUAGUAGAAUCAUUUACCGAUGGUAGAAAGAUCGUAGUAGGGAACAAUGAGACCGAUCGACUUGCUUUGCUGGAGUUCAAGAAGCAAAUAAUUGAUGAUCCGUAUGGAACACUAAGUUCUUGGAACGAUUCCAUCCAUUUCUGCAACUGGGUAGGGAUCACAUGUUCCAAUCUUCAACAACAACGGGUUAUCAGCUUGGAUUUACAAGGGAAGGGCUUGGGAGGUAACAUAUCUCCUUCCAUUGGGAAUCUCACUUUUCUGCGAUAUCUCAACAUGGGAGAGAAUAGCUUCCAUGGCACAAUCCCCCAAGAGAUGGGUAAUUUGAUUAGCCUACAAAUCAUUAGUUUUGAAAACAACACUCUUAAAGGAGAAUUUCCUACCAGCUUGGCCAACUGCACUAGUCUAAGAGAAAUCUACUUCAACAAUAAUAAUCUUGUCGGGAAGAUUUCAAGUGAACCAUUUACAUCUUUGACAAAGUUGGAGGUAAUAACUAUUAAUGGUAAUGGUUUAACAGGAGAAAUACCGGCUUUUUUGGGAAACAUUUCCUCCAUUCAAGAAAUCUCUUUGGAAGGAAAUGAACUCCAGGGAACCAUUCCAGAAUCCCUUGGUCAGCUUUCAAACUUAUAUCUUCUAGCAAUUGGUAGAAACAACCUAUCUGGUAUGGUCCCUCUCUCACUAUACAAUCUUUCAUCUCUUCAAAUAUUUAAUCUCCGACAAAACCAACUGCAUGGGAGUCUCCCACGAGACAUAGGUCUCAAUCUUCCAAAUCUCCAAGUACUAAUACUUGGACAAAACCUUUUCUUAGGGAGCAUUCCGAAUUCCAUCUCCAAUAUUUCAACACUCGAAGUUUUUGAUCUCGAUCAAAACAGUUUUGUUGGACCCGUCUCUAACAACCUAGGAAAUCUUCAAAACCUUCAAGCAUUCACUAUUGAUGACAAUCAAUGUGGAACUGGGGCAGCUAAUGAUUUGGAUUUUGUAAAUUCUUUGCUCAAUUGUACAAAUCUAAAUUCUUUGUCCAUACAACUUAAUGGUUUUAAGGCUUCCCUUCCCAAUUUCAAAGCCAAUCUCUCAACACAGCUCUCAAUAUUUCUUUUUGGAAGGAAUCAAAUAUAUGGAACCAUUCCAGCUGGGAUUGAGAAUCUCGUCAACUUAACUGGAUUGGGCAUGGAGGAUAACUUUCUCGAAGAUUUACAUUUGCCUACAUGCACAACCCCUAGAUCUACGAAACAAGAAAAGUCCAAUUCUUUUAGAAUAGUUUUGGCAAUAAUCGGUGCGCUUCUUGGUUUUCUUUUGAUAUCUUCCUUUCUUACACUCUAUUGGAUAAGAAGAUCAAAAAGUAAACCUCCAUCCACACCAUUGACUGGUGAACGGUUCUUAAAGCUUUCUUACAAAGAGCUCUUCAAAGCUACCGAAGGAUUUUCGUCAGCUAAUUUCAUAGGUUCCGGUAGUUUUGGCUCUGUAUACAAAGGGAUUAUCGACCAAGAUGAAACCAUUGUUGCAGUCAAGGUGCUGAACCUUCAAAAUCCCAGAGUUUACAAGAGUUUUAUUGCUGAAUGCAAAGCAUUAAGAAACAUUGGGCAUCGAAAUCUUGUCAAGAUUUUAACUUCCUGUUCAAGUCUUGAUCCAAAAGGCAAAGAUUUCAAAGCCCUUGUUUAUGAGUUCAUGCCCAAUGGGAGUCUAGAUGAUUGGUUGCAUCUACCGGUUGAGGCACAUAAUUAUUCAAGGAAUUUAAGCCUUCUUCAAAGAUUAAACAUCGCAAUUGAUGUGGCUUCUGCAUUGGAUUACCUUCAUAACAACUGUUAUGUUGCAAUUAUUCAUUGUGACUUGAAGCCAAGCAAUAUUCUACUUGAUAGUGAUAUGAUUGCACAUGUCAGUGACUUUGGUUUGGCGAGGCUACUUUUAGAAGCUGAUGACAAUUCAUCCCAAGAUCAAACUAGUACCAUUGAGAUAAAAGGAUCUAUUGGCUAUGCUGCUCCAGAAUAUGGCAUGGGUGGAAGGGUACCUGUACAAGGGGACGUGUUUAGCUAUGGGAUCCUUUUAUUGGAGAUGUUCACGGGAAAAAGGCCAAUAGAUCAUAUGUUUACUGAUGACUUAAAUCUCCAUAACUUUGCAAAGGCAACUUUACCUGUACACGUGAUGCAAAUUUUAGAUCCAAAAAAUCCUACACAUGGAAGAACAAAGUGA
Molecule: messenger RNA, 2244 nt
Organism: Telopea speciosissima
Lineage: Eukaryota; Viridiplantae; Streptophyta; Magnoliopsida; Proteales; Proteaceae
Product: putative receptor-like protein kinase At3g47110
Exons: 3
Coding region: 1-2244 (747 amino acids)
Biological process (GO): protein phosphorylation
Molecular function (GO): protein binding; protein kinase activity; ATP binding
Source: RefSeq, a predicted model, not a curated record